Messenger RNA from Arthroderma uncinatum, 1695 nucleotides. Its product is annotated as ubiquitin-protein ligase E3A. Gene Ontology annotation, biological process: protein polyubiquitination. The transcript is spliced from 3 exons. Gene Ontology annotation, molecular function: ubiquitin protein ligase activity. The coding region runs from base 1 to 1695 and encodes 564 amino acids. Lineage: Eukaryota; Fungi; Ascomycota; Eurotiomycetes; Onygenales; Arthrodermataceae. The record is from RefSeq and is a predicted model, not a curated record.
AUGAGUGUCAUCAGUCUCUCGUCGUAUGGUUCUCGAGGCUCUCACCAAGUCACUUUAAGCGAGUCUGGAGUCAACCUCGGAGAAUAUGUACCUACAUUUUCAUCGCCAGGGAUUGUUACACCGGCCCAGCUACAUACAGCGCUGCAGCGAGAUUCCUCUGCAACAUCGCCGCAGGGUGGUCACAAGUCGGUUGGCUAUGCAGACGAUUGGCAGAUUCGCGCCGCGGCUCGUGUCAUGGCACUUCUCUUCAGAGCGAAUGGUACAGGAAUUGGCCGCAGGCCGGAACCCGGCUCUCGGGCAAGAGAUGGCUCAUCAAGCUCGAAGUGCGGUGGUGAUCGCCGAAAUAAAAUCGCCAUAGAUUGUUUCUACAACACACGGCUUGAUUACGCUGAUCUUAUUUUAGAUUUUGAGGCAUGGGAGUCUCGCAGCGGCAAAUUUUCCUUCUGCCAAUAUUCUUUUUUGUUAAGCAUAUGGGCCAAGAUACAGAUAAUGGAGCAUGACGCUCGCCGCCAGAUGGAGGCUAAGGCGAGGGAAGCUUUUUUCGACACUAUUCUUGGUCGGAGGGGGGUAAGCCAGUAUCUUGUGUUGAAAGUACGAAGGGACUGCCUGAUCGAGGAUAGUUUACAAAAUGUAAGUGCUGUUGUGGGAUCUGGUGAUGAAGAUAUCAAGAAGGGGUUGCGCAUAGAGUUCGUAGGGGAGGAAGGCAUCGAUGCCGGUGGUCUACGCAAAGAAUGGUUCCUCCUUUUAGUGAGAGAGGUUUUCGAUCCCCUUCACGGUCUCUUCCUUUAUGACGAUGAUUCCCAGUAUUGCUACUUUAACCCAUACUGUUUUGAGUCCUCGGAACAAUUCUUUCUAGUGGGCGUAGUCCUGGGGUUAGCGAUAUACAACUCAACCAUUCUUGAUGUUGCGUUGCCUCCGUUUGCCUUCCGAAAGCUUUUGGCAUAUGCACCAUCGAACAUUGCACCUACAUUAUCCUCUCCUCCCCAACCAUUCAAAGCUACCUUGGACGAUUUGGCCGAAUUCCGCCCCGCGUUGGCGAAGGGUCUACGUCAGCUCCUAGAAUAUGACGGAGAUGUAGCCGAAACAUUCUGUCAUGACUUUGCAAUACAAGUCGAACGCUAUGGCGAGGUAGUCCAGAUACCAUUACGCCCUGGAGGGGAGAAACAGCAAGUGACCAAUGACAACCGCCGAGAGUUUGUGGAUCUCUAUGUGCGCUACAUUAUCGACGGAGCCGUGACCCGCCAGUUCGAACCAUUUAGACGCGGCUUCUUCACAGUAUGCGGGGGCAACGCACUUAAUUUAUUCAAGCCAGAAGAAAUCGAGCUGCUUAUUCGCGGGUCUGAGGAGCUGCUUGAUAUACCGUCUCUACGGGGAGUAGCUAAGUAUGAUCAUUGGCCAGCUACCUCGCCCGAUCGCGAGCCAGUUGUCAACUGGUUUUGGGAAUUCUUUGAAAGAGUCUCGGCCAAAGACCAACGCAAGAUACUCGGCUUCAUCACUGGCAGCGACAGGCUUCCUGCCAUGGGCGCUGUCAACCUGGUCAUCCGGUUGAUGUGUCUAGGCCCAGACUCGGAGAGAUUUCCAACAGCGAGGACAUGUUUCAAUGCGUUGGGUUUGUAUCGAUAUAGAACCCGACAGAAAUUGGAGGAGAAGCUAUGGCGAGCAGUAGUUGAGAGCGAGGGCUUUGGGCUGCAAUGA